This is a messenger RNA of Catharus ustulatus (Swainson's thrush), 12265 nucleotides long. RefSeq names its product dynein axonemal heavy chain 9 (gene DNAH9). Gene Ontology annotation, molecular function: dynein light intermediate chain binding; dynein intermediate chain binding; ATP binding. Gene Ontology annotation, biological process: microtubule-based movement. The record is from RefSeq and is a predicted model, not a curated record. The transcript is spliced from 60 exons. The coding region runs from base 112 to 11634 and encodes 3840 amino acids. Lineage: Eukaryota; Metazoa; Chordata; Aves; Passeriformes; Turdidae. Gene Ontology annotation, cellular component: dynein complex.
CCUCCUCAGCAUGUUCAACACUGCCCUGGACCAGGCCAGGCUCACCUACACCAGGCACACCCAGGCAGGGCUGCAGCUCGGAGCUUGGACUCUGCCCGUGGAAGAAGAGUGAUGCAGAAAUAUGAAGAAAUGAUCCAGCUGCUCGACAGGUAUCAGGAAAAGCUGUAUUUAGACUGGUCCCAGACAGUCUCAGAAAAAUCCCAGUACAACCUCAGUCAGCCUCUCCUCCGGCGAGAUCCACAGACCAAACUGCUCACAGUCAAUUUUGAUCCCCAGCUGGUGUCGGUGCUGAGGGAGGUGAGCUACCUGAGGGACAGCGGGGCAGGAGCCAUCCCCCCAGCAGCAGCUGACAUCUACUCCUGCAAGGAAUCCUUCCAGCAGCUGGUGGCUGGCCUGGAGCUCAUGGGGAACAGGUACAACAAGGUCCUGAGGACGCUGCUGGAGGUGGAAUAUCCUCUGGUGCAGGGGCAGCUGCAGGACAUCGACUUGAAGCUGAGAGAGGCAGAAGAGACGCUGACCUGGAAGAUGGAGGGUGUCUGGGAUCACAUCUCCAGGGUGAUGGCUGAUGUCCAUGACCUGGAGCAGAGGGUGCAGAAAGCCAAGGAGAAUGUUGAGGAGAUCCAGAGCAUCGUGCAAUCCUGGGAGUCGCCCAUAUUGGAGAGGAGGGAUUCCAGAAAGGAGUCAGUGCUGAGCCUGGAGGAGUGCCAGGAGCGCCUGGAGCAGCGCUACAGCCUGGUCAGGGAGUCUGGGCACAGGAUCCACUCCCUGCUGAAGGAAAACCAGAGCCUCCUACUUGCAGACCCAGCCUCUGAUGCCUGGAAGGUGUAUUUGGAUUAUGUGGAUGAGAUAGUCCUGGAUGGAUUCUUCACUGCCAUUGAAUGCUCACUCAAGUACCUCCUGGAGAACACAGAUCCCAAGGCAGGGCUCACUCCCCUGUUUGAGGUGCAGCUGGAUUUGGUGAUCCCAGAUUUGGUGUUCCACCCUCCCUUGGACCCUGGCACCAAUGAUGGCUUCUGUGACAUGGUGGAAAAUCUUCUCCAGGGCAUCUUCCACAUCUCCUCACUGGUGCCCCGGCUGGCUGUGCACAGCGGCCUCUGCCACUACCAGGCUGACCUGGAGGCCAUGUCUGACCUGUGUUCAGCCCGCCAGGAGCUGCUGAGCCGCGCUCAGGCAGCAGUGGCCUCGUGCUGCGAGCACCGCGCGGGGCUGGAGCGUUUCUCACACCUGUACGGGGAGGACAGGAGGGAGCUGUGCCGCCAGUUCCUGCUCUAUGGCCGAGCCCUCACACCUGCAGACGUGGAGGGCCAGGAUGGGGUCCCUGAGGCGCCGCCCACGCUGCAGCAGUUCCGGGAGCACAUCGGCUCCUACGAGCAGCUCUAUGAGGAGGUGGCUCACAUGCAGCCCGUCUGCACCUUCCAGGGCUGGCUCAGGCUCGAUGCACGGCCCUUCAGGGCAGCCCUGCUCAAUGAGAUUAAAAGGUGGAGCUUGAUGUUCAAGCAGCACCUCCUGGACCACGUCACGCACAGCUUGGCUGACCUGGAUGAGUUCAUCCAAACUACGGAGAAAGGUUUGAGCAGAAAGGUGGAGAAAGGAGACUCUGGUGGCUUGGUGGAGGUCAUGGGUCACCUGCUGGCUGUGAAGGAACGUCACAGUGCCACUGAUGCCAUGUUUGAGCCCCUGAAGGAAACCAUUGAGCUGCUGAAGGCCUAUGAGCAGCAGCUGCCCGAGGAAGUUCACCAGCAGCUGGAGGAGCUGCCGGAGAAGUGGAGCCAGGUGAAGAAGCUGGCUGAGGCCGUGAAGCAGCAGGUGGCCCCUCUGCAGGCCAGCGAGGUGACGGCCCUGCGCCAGAGCUGCGCCGCCUUCGACGCGCGGCAGCUGCGGCUCCGCGAGCGCUUCGGCACGGAGGCGCCCUUCAGGUUUGACACUGAAAAGCCUUAUCAACUACUGGAUGCAAAGCACAUGGAGAUUAAACAGAUGGAGUCAGCCAUGACCUCGAUUUAUGAAUCAGCUGAUCUGUUUGAAGUCAUGGUGCCAGAGUAUAAACAACUGAAGCAGUGCAGGAAGGAGCUGUGUCUUCUCAAAGAGCUCUGGGACAUGAUCUCCCUGGUGAACAGCAGCCUCGAUGACUGGCAGAGCACCAAAUGGGCGGAGAUUAACGUGGAGAACAUGGAUCUGGAGUGCAAAAAGUUUGCAAGAGAGAUUCGGAAUUUGGAUAAGGAAAUGAGGGCAUGGGAUGCUUUCAGUGGGCUGGACAGCAAGGUGAAGAACAUGCUGACAGCCCUGAAGGCUGUGGCAGAGCUUCAAAAUCCUGCCAUCAGGGAAAGGCACUGGAACCAGCUGAUGCAGGUGACGGGCGUGAGGUUUGUGAUGGGCUCGGACACCACCCUGGCUGACCUCCUCAGGCUCAACCUGCAUCAAUUUGAGGGGGAGGUCCAUGGCAUUGUGGACAAAGCAGUGAGAGAGAUGAGCAUGGAGAAGGUGCUGAAGGAGCUGAGGGUGACUUGGAGCUCCAGGGAGUUUCAGUAUGAGCCUCACCCCCGCACCAACAUCCCCUUGCUGAAGUCAGAUGAGGAGCUCAUUGAAACGCUAGAAGACAACCAGGUGCAGCUGCAGAAUUUAAUGUCAUCCAAAUACAUUGCUUUCUUCCUGGAGGAGGUGUCUGCCUGGCAGAGGAAGCUCUCCACUGCUGACUCUGUUAUCUCCCUGUGGUUUGAGGUACAGCGCACCUGGUCCCACCUGGAGAGCAUUUUCAUAGGCUCAGGAGACAUCCGGGCACAGCUGCCCCAGGACUCCAGACGUUUUGAAGGUAUUGAUGUGGAUUUUAAAGAACUGGCCUAUGAAUUUCAGAAAACCCCAAACGUAGUUGAAGCCACCAAUAAACCAGGUCUGUCCCAGCAACUGGAGGACAUCCAGAGCAGGUUGUCUCUGUGUGAGAAGGCUUUGGCUGAAUAUUUGGACAUGAAAAGGUUGGCCUUUCCCAGAUUUUACUUCAUUUCUUCUGCAGAUUUACUGGAUAUUCUUUCCAACGGCACCAACCCACAUCUGGUGCAGCGUCACCUUUCCAAACUCUUUGACAACUUGGCCAAGCUGAAAUUCCAGGUGGACUCUGAGCAGAACUCAACCAAGGUUGGCCUGGGAAUGUACAGUAGAGAGGAGGAAUAUGUGCAGUUCAGUGAGCCCUGUGACUGCAGUGGGCAGGUGGAGGUGUGGCUCAGUCGCCUGCUGGACACCAUGAGGGCCACGGUGAGGGAUGGGAUGAGCGCGGCUGUGGCGGCGUACGAGGACAAGCCCAGGGACCAGUGGCUCUUUGACCACCCUGCCCAGGUGGCUCUUUGCUGCACCCAGAUCUGGUGGACAGCUGAGGUGGGCAUGGCCUUCUCCAGGAUGAAGGAAGGCUAUGAGAAGGCCAUGAAGGAGUACCACAAGAAGCAGGUGGCCCAGCUGAACACACUGGUGACAAUGCUGCUGGGGCAGCUCUCCAAGGGUGACAGGCAGAAGAUCAUGACCAUCUGCACCAUCGACGUGCAUGCGCGGGACGUGGUGGCAAAGAUGAUAGCACAGAAGGUGGACAGUGGCCAGGCGUUCCUGUGGCUGUCGCAGCUGCGGCACCGCUGGGCGGACGAGGAGCGGCACUGCUGGGCCAGCAUCUGCGACGCCCAGUUCCUGUACAGCUACGAGUACCUGGGCAACACCCCCCGGCUGGUCAUCACCCCCCUGACCGACAGGUGUUACAUCACCCUGACCCAGUCUCUGCACCUGACCAUGAGCGGGGCCCCUGCUGGCCCUGCUGGCACCGGCAAGACAGAGACCACCAAGGACUUGGGCCGUGCCCUGGGCAUCAUGGUGUACGUGUUCAACUGCUCUGAGCAGAUGGACUACAAGUCUUGUGGGAAUAUUUACAAAGGCCUUUCCCAGACAGGAGCCUGGGGCUGUUUUGAUGAAUUUAACAGGAUCUCAGUUGAGGUCCUUUCUGUGGUUGCUGUACAGGUGAAGAGUGUGCAGGAUGCAAUCCGGGAGAAGAAGAAAUCCUUCAAUUUUCUGGGAGAAGAGAUUAACCUAGUCCCCUCAGUGGGGAUUUUCAUCACCAUGAACCCUGGUUAUGCAGGACGAACUGAGUUACCUGAGAAUUUAAAAGCUCUCUUCAGGCCCUGUGCAAUGGUUGUGCCAGACUUUGAGCUCAUCUGUGAGAUUAUGUUGGUGGCCGAGGGCUUCCUCGAGGCCCGGGCCUUAGCCAAGAAGUUCAUCACGCUCUACCAACUCUGCAAGGAGCUCCUGUCCAAGCAGGAUCACUAUGACUGGGGGCUGCGGGCCAUCAAGUCUGUGCUGGUGGUGGCCGGCUCCCUGAAGCGCGCAGACCCCGAGCGGCCCGAGGAGCAGGUGCUGAUGCGCUCCCUGCGUGACUUCAACAUCCCCAAGAUAGUGACAGAUGAUGUGCCAGUGUUCCUGGGGCUCAUUGGGGACCUGUUCCCUGCUCUGGAUGUGCCUCGGAAGCGUGACCUGCGUUUUGAGGCCGUGGUGAAGGAGGCAGUGCUGGAGCUGCGGCUGCAGCCCGAGGACAACUUUGUGCUCAAGGUGGUGCAGCUGGAGGAGCUGCUCAGUGUCCGGCACUCCGUGUUCGUGGUGGGAGCUGCAGGCACAGGCAAGUCCCAGGUGCUCAGGUCCCUGCACAAGAGCUACCAGAGGAUGAAGCGCCGUCCUGUGUGGACAGACCUCAACCCCAAGGCAGUCACCAAUGAUGAGCUUUUUGGCAUCAUUAACCCAGCAACGAGAGAGUGGAAAGAUGGACUGUUCUCAUCAAUCAUGAGAGAGCUGGCCAACAUCUCACAUGAUGGUCCCAAGUGGAUGGUACUGGAUGGAGAUAUUGAUCCAAUGUGGAUUGAAUCUCUUAACACUGUGAUGGAUGAUAAUAAGGUGCUGACCCUGGCCAGCAAUGAGAGGAUCCCCCUGAGCCCCAGCAUGAGGCUGCUGUUUGAGAUCAGCCACCUGCGCACGGCCACCCCGGCCACCGUGUCCCGGGCAGGGAUCCUGUACAUCAACCCCUCAGAUCUGGGCUGGAAUGCCCCUGUGAGCAGCUGGAUUGACAGGAGAGAGGUGCAGUCUGAGAGAGCCAACCUGACCAUUCUGUUUGACAAGUACCUGCCUGUCUGCCUGGACACCCUCCGAACCAGAUUUAAGAAGAUUGUUCCCAUUCCUGAGCAGAGCAUGGUUCAGAUGCUGUGUUACCUCCUGGAAUGCCUCCUGACAGAGGACAACACACCUCCUGACUGUCCCAAGGAGCUUUAUGAGCUUUACUUUGUCUUUGCUGCUGUCUGGGCCUUUGGUGGGUCCAUGUUCCAGGACCAGCUCGUGGACUACAGAGUGGAGUUCAGCAAGUGGUGGGUGGCAGAAUUCAAGACAAUCAAGUUUCCUUCCCAGGGCACAGUCUUUGACUUUUAUGUUGAUCCAGAAACGAAGAAGUUUGAGCCUUGGUCUAAACUUAUUCCCCAGUUUGAAUUUGAUCCAGAGGUGCCACUGCAGGGCUGCCUGGUGCCCACGGCUCAGAGUGUUUGCCUGCGGUUCCUCGUGGCCAGGCUGCUGCAGCGCCGGCGCCCCGUGCUGCUGGUGGGCACUGCUGGCACAGGCAAGUCUGUGCUGCUGGAGGACACACUCUGCUCACUGGACACACACCUGUUCCUGGUGAAGAAGGUCCCCUUCAACUACUACACCACCUCUGCCAUGCUGCAAGAUGCGCUGGAGAAGCCUCUGGACAAGAAGGCUGGCAGGAACUACGGCCCCCCAGGCAGCAAGAGGCUGGUGUACUUCAUGGAUGACCUGAACAUGGCGCGGGUGGAUGCGUACGGCACCGCGCAGCCGCACACCCUGCUCAGGCAGCACCUGGACUAUGGCCACUGGUACGACAGGAGCAGGCUGUCCCUGAAGGAGAUCAGCAAUGUGCAGUUUGUGUCCUGCAUGAACCCGACUGCAGGGAGCUUCACCAUCAACCCCCGGCUCCAGCGUCACUUCUGUGUCUUCGCUCUCUCCAACCCUGAUCAGGACUCCUUAUCCAGGAUCUACAGCACCAUCCUAGUGCAGCACCUGGCCAGUGGGAAUUUCUCAGAGGCUGUGCAAAAAUCAGCCCAGCAGCUCAUUGCCCUGGCCCUGGGGCUGCAUCAGAAGGUGGCUGCCACUUUCCUGCCAACAGCUGUCAAGUUCCACUACGUCUUCAACCUCAGAGACUUGUCCAAUAUCUUCCAAGGCCUUCUCUUCUCUACCCCUGAAUGUCUGAAGCAGCCCCAGGACCUGGUGAAGCUCUACCUGCAUGAGUCCAGUCGGGUGUACCGGGAUAGGAUGGUUGAAGAUGUGGACUGUGACACUUUUGAUAAAAUCCAGCGGGAGAUGGUGAAGAAAUGCUACGAUGACAUUGAGGACACUUUAGAGCAGGCCAAACACAUGAAUAUUUAUUGUCAUUUUGCCAAAGGCCUGGGGGAGCCUGGCUAUAAGCCAGUUCCAAGCUGGGAGGAGCUGAACCAGAUCCUGGUGGAAGCCUUGGACAGCUACAAUGAGGUCAAUGCUGCCAUGAACCUGGUACUGUUUGAGGAUGCCAUGUGCCACGUCUGCCGCAUCAGCCGCGUCCUGGAGGCGCCGCGGGGCCACGCGCUGCUGGUGGGAGUGGGAGGCAGCGGCAAACAGAGCCUGACCCGCCUGGCUGCCUUCCUCAGCAGCCUCGAGCUCUUCCAGAUCACCCUCAGGAAAGGCUACGGCAUCCCUGACCUCAAGGCAGACCUGGCCAGCCUGUACCUGAAGGCUGGGCUGAAGGGUGUGGGCUCUGUGUUCCUGCUGAGUGAUGCACAGCUGGCUGAUGAGCAGUUCCUGGUGCUGGUCAACGACUUCUUGGCAUCAGGGGAAAUCCCAGAUCUCUUCCCUGAUGAUGAAGUGGAAAACAUCCUCAGCAGUGUGAGGAAUGAAGUCAGAACCCGGGGGCUGCUGGAUUCCAGGGAGAAUUGCUGGAGGUUUUUCAUUGAGCGAGUUCGACGGCGGCUGAAGGUGGUGCUGUGCCUGUCCCCUGUGGGCUCCAGGCUGCGGCUGUGCAGCCGCCGUUUCCCAGCCCUGGCUGCCUGCAGCACCAUGGAUUGCUUCCAGCCGUGGCCCCGGCAGGCCCUGGAGUCCGUGAGCUGCCGCUUCCUGCAGGACAUGGACACGCUGCAGGAUUCAGUCAAGGAUUCAAUAAGCAAAUUCAUGGCCCACGUCCACAUCAGUGUCAACGAGAUGUCCCGGCUGUACCUCAGCAACGAGCACCGCUACAACUACACCACCCCCAAGUCCUUCCUGGAGCAAAUCAAACUCUACCAGAGCCUGCUGCUGAAAAAGGACAAGGACUUGAAGGCCAAAAUGCAGCGGCUGGAGAACGGCCUGGAGAAGCUCAAGAGCACUUCUGCACAGGUGGAUGAGCUGAAGGCCAAGCUGGCAGCCCAGGAAGUGGAGCUGAAGCAGAAGAAUGAGGAUGCUGACAGGCUGAUCCAGGUGGUGGGGGUGGAGACGGAGAAGGUGAGCAGGAAGAAGGCGGUGGCUGAUGAGGAGGAGCGGAAGGUGGCCCUCAUCACCCAGGAGGUCGAGCAGAAGCAGAAGGACUGUGAGGAGGACCUGGCCAAGGCUGAGCCUGCCCUGGCAGCUGCCCAGGCUGCUCUCAACACCCUCAACAAGACCAAUCUGACGGAGCUGAGGUCCUUUGGGUCACCUCCAUCUGCUGUCAGCAACGUCACCGCGGCCGUGAUGGUGCUGACGGCCCCGGGAGGGAGGAUCCCCAAGGACAGGAGCUGGAAAGCAGCCAAAGUGGCCAUGGCAAGGGUAGACGGCUUCCUGGACUCCUUGAUCAAGUUCAACAAGGAGAACAUCCACGAGAACUGCCUCAAAGCCCUCCAGCCCUAUUUGCAAGACCCCAAGUUCAACCCCGAGUUCGUGGCCACCAAGUCCUCGGCAGCGGCCGGGCUGUGCUCGUGGGUGCUGAACAUCGUGCGCUUCCACCACGUCUUCUGCGAGGUGCAGCCCAAGAGACAGGCUCUGGACAGGGCCAAUGCUGAGCUGGCAGCAGCCCAGGACAAGCUGGCCACUGUCAAGGCCAAAAUUGCCCGCCUCAACGAGAACCUGAGCAAGCUCACAGCCAGGUUUGAGCAGGCCACGUCAGACAAACUCAAGUGUCAGCAGGAAGCUGAGGCCACAGCCUGCACCAUCACCCUCGCCAACCGCCUGGUUGGGGGACUUGCCUCUGAAAAUGUGAGAUGGGCUGAGGCCGUGAAGGACUUCAAAGAGCAGCAGAGCACCUUGUGUGGAGAUGUCCUGCUGAGCACAGCCUUUGUCUCCUACCUGGGCUACUUCAGCGGGAAAUACCGCCAGGAGCUCCUGGAUGGCAUCUGGAGGCCCUAUUUGCACCAGCUACAAGUGCCCAUCCCCGUGAGGCCGAGCCUGGACCCGCUGUGGGUGCUGGCGGACGCGGCGGCCGUGGCAGCGUGGCAGAACCAGGGCCUGCCCUCGGACCGCACCUCCACCGAGAGCGCCGCCAUCCUGGGCAGCUGCGAGCGCUGGCCCCUCCUGGUGGACCCCCAGCUGCAGGGCAGCCGAUGGAUCAAAUCCAGCCAUGGCGACAGGCUCCGCGUGAUCCGCGCAGGGCACAAGGGGUAUCUGGACACACUGGAACAAGCCCUGGCUGCUGGAGACGUGGUUUUGAUUGAGAACCUGGAGGAAUCCGUGGAUCCAGUGCUGGGGCCAUUACUGGGGCGAGAAACAAUCAAGAAAGGCAGGUACAUCAAGAUUGGGGACAAGGAGUGUGCCUUGCACCCUGCCUUCCGUCUGAUCCUGCACAGCAAGCUGGCAAACCCACACUUCCAGCCCGAGCUGCAGGCGCAGUGCACCCUCAUCGACUUCUCUGUCACCCGCCACGGCCUCGAGGAGCAGCUGCUGGGGGCUGUGGUGCGCCUGGAGAGGCCAGACCUGGAGGAGCUGAAGUCAGAUCUCACAAAGCAACAGAAUGGAUUCAAGAUCACCUUGAAAACGUUGGAGGACAACUUGCUCUCUCGGCUGUCAUCAGCAUCUGGGAAUUUCCUGGAAGACACAGAAUUGGUGGAGAACCUGGAGACCACUAAAAGGACAGCUGCAGAAAUUGUGGAGAAGGUGCAGGAGUUUAAGGUGACAGAAGCCAAGAUUAACGAGGCCAGGGAGCAAUACAGACCUGCAGCCUGCCGUGCUGCCCUGCUCUACUUCACCAUGAACGAGCUCCACGCCAUCCACCCCAUGUACCAGUUCUCCCUGAAGGCGUUCCAUGGGGUGUUCCAGAAGGCCAUUGAGAGGGCAGCUCCUGCUGACAGCCUGCCAGGGCGGGUGCUGAGCCUCUCUGACAGCAUCACCUUCUCCGUGUUCCAGUACACGACCCGGGGGCUCUUUGAGAGGGACAAACUGACCUUCAGUGCCCAGCUCACCUUCCAGAUACUUCUGAUGAAUAAAGAAAUCAACCCAGCAGAACUGGAUUUCCUGCUCAGGUACCCAGCACAGCCUGGAGUCACGAGCCCUGUGGAGUUCCUGUCUGACCAUUCCUGGGGAGGAAUCAAGGCUCUCUCAUCCAUGGAGGAAUUCAGAAACCUGGACCGGGAUAUUGAAGGAUCUGCAAAGCGCUGGAAGAAGUUUGUGGAGUCGGAGUGUCCUGAGAAGGAGAGGUUCCCCCAGGACUGGAAGAACAAGUCAGCCCUGCAGCGCCUGUGCAUCAUGAGAGCCCUGCGGCCAGACCGCGUCCCCUGCGCUGUCAGAGAUUUUGUAGAAGAAAAGCUGGGCAGCAAAUACGUGGUGGGGAGAUCCCUGGAUUUUGCAGCAACCUUUGAGGAAUCAGGGCCUGCAACCCCGAUGUUUUUUAUCCUGUCCCCAGGAGUGGACCCACUGAAGGAUGUGGAGAAGCAUGGGAAGAAGCUGGGCUACACCUUCAACCACAGGAACCUCCACAACAUUUCCCUUGGACAAGGCCAGGAGGUGGUGGCUGAACAAGCUCUGGAUCUGGCUGCAAAGGAGGGUCACUGGGUCAUCCUUCAGAACAUCCACCUGGUGGCCAAGUGGCUGAGCUGUCUGGAGAAGAAGCUGGAGCAGCUCAGCGAGGGCAGCCACCAGGAUUUCCGCGUGUUCAUCAGCGCGGAGCCGGCGCCGUGCCCCGAGAGCCACAUCAUUCCCCAGGGCAUCCUGGAAAACUCCAUCAAAAUCACCAGCGAGGCCCCCACGGGCAUGCACGCCAACUUGCACAAGGCCCUGGACAACUUCAGCCAGGACACCCUGGAGAUGUGCAGCCAGGAGAAGGAGUUCAGGAGCAUCCUCUUUGCCCUCUGCUAUUUCCACGCGGUGGUGGCGGAGCGGCGCAAGUUCGGGCCCCAGGGCUGGAACCGUCCGUACCCCUUCAGCACUGGAGACCUCACCAUCUCUGUCAGCGUGCUCCACAACUACCUGCAGGCCAGCUCCAAGGUCCCCUACGAUGACCUGCGCUACCUCGUGGGUGAGAUCAUGUACGGAGGGCACAUCACGGAUGACUGGGACAGGCGGCUCUGCAGAACCUACCUGGAAGAGUUUAUAAAGCCAGAAAUGCUGGAGGGAGAGCUCUGCCUUGCUCCUGGAUUUCCCCUCCCAGGGUACAUGGAUUAUAAUGGCUAUCACCAGUACAUAGACGAUGCCCUGCCUCCGGAGUCUCCCUACCUGUACGGCCUCCACCCCAACGCCGAGAUUGGGUUCCUGACACAGCGCUCGGAGCGGCUCCUGCGCACCGUGCUGGAGCUGCAGCCCCGGGACAGCAGCACGGGCCAGGGAGCACUGGGCACCAGGGAGGAGAUGGUGCAAGCCCUUCUGGAAGAGAUGCUGGAGAAACUCACGGACGAGUUCAACAUGGCAGAGCUGGUGGCAAAGGUGGAGGAGAGGACGCCCUACGCUGUGGUUGCCCUGCAGGAGUGCGAGCGCAUGAACGCGCUCACGGCCGAGCUGCGGCGCUCGCUGACAGAGCUGGAGCUGGGGCUGAAGGGGGAGCUGACCAUGACCAGUGACAUGGAGACCUUGCAGAACUCCCUCUUCUUGGACAUGGUGCCCGAGUCCUGGCUGAAGAGAUCUUACCCUUCCACAGCCAGCCUGGGCUCGUGGUUUGCUGACCUCCUGGCCCGCAUCAGCGAGCUUGAAGCCUGGACCAGGGACUUCUCCUUGCCCUCCACACUGUGGCUGGGAGGGUUCUUCAACCCCCAGUCCAUCCUGACGGCCGUCAUGCAGACUGCAGCCCGCAAGAACAAGUGGCCCUUGGACACGAUGACCCUGCAGUGUGAUGUGACAAAGAAGAGCAGAGAGGAUUUUGCCAGUGCUCCUCGUGAGGGGGCCUAUGUGCAUGGUCUGUUCAUGGAGGGAGCACGCUGGGAUGUUCAGGCCGGGACCAUCGUGGACGCCAGGCUGCAGGAGCUCACCCCGGCCAUGCCUGUCGUGUUCAUCAAGGCCAUUCCUGGGGACAAGCAGGACACCAGGGGUCUGUACCCCUGUCCUCUGUACAAAACACGCCAGAGAGGCCCAACCUACGUGUGGACUUUGAACCUCAAAACCAAGGAGAGCCCUUCCAAGUGGGUGCUUGCUGGUGUGGCCUUGCUGCUGCAGAUCUGAGGCACCAGCACAGCCCCUGCUCUGCAAACCCCUCACAGUGCCUUUGUCACACAAUUUGAGCAAUGAAAUGCUGAGAUUAACCCAAGUUCCAUCUCUCUGAUGGACUCCCAGGUUAUGUAGGCAGGACUGUCUCUGUGUCCUGGGGCUGUGACCCAAACAGGGCCUACAAGGAGGGGGCAGAGGAGCAGAGUGACACAGCCCAGCUCCGUGACUGCUGUAAAUCAAUAUCCUGUAAUUCCUACAUUGCUGCACUGGAAGAUCCCAGCCCAGAGCCUGAUAUACCACACCCACAGAGUGCAGAUCUUAAAUCUAAUUUUUAUUUCUCUUCAUGAUCCAAAGUAGUUUUAAAAUCAGUAGCCUUCUCCAGUGGCUUGUGAAAUUCUCCAGAAUUUAUUCUUCUCCCUCCCUGAGUGUUUCUUUGUCAUGUGUGUAAUGCUGGAAGCUGGGAGGUGAGCAGAUGUUGUGGUUAUAAGCUUUGUCUUGCUAACACUCCUGCAAAUCUUAGAAACAUUGAAAAUGGUUUUAAUAUCCAAUGUGCUUAAUGGAAUCAAUAGUGAAAGUACAGCACAGGGAUUAGUUAAGAGGAAUAUGUCAUGAUGAUACUUACUAAUAAAAGUAUUUGUUCCUGGAA